AUGGCGAGUGCGAGCACUGAAAACGGCGAGGAGCUGAUGAAUUACGGCAGCAAUUCGGAUUCGGAGGAGUCCGAGUACUCGGAGAACGAGGAUACCCAAGAUGGCGACAAGGAUUCGCAACAGAACAGUAAUGCCGAUUCGGGCUAUCCACUGGACUCGCCCGAACUGCAGGACUCCAAGUCGACGGGGCAAAAGCGACAGAACAAGAGCGGUAAGACGAACAUCGGUGCAGUGCAUCCGAACUAUGGAUUCGGCAAACGCUGGUCCAAGUCUGAGGAUGUGCUGCUCAAGCAGCUGGUGGAGGCGCACGGUGAGAACUGGGAGAUUAUCGGACCGCAUUUCAAGGAUCGCCUGGAACAGCAAGUGCAGCAGCGUUGGGCCAAAGUCCUCAAUCCGGAGCUUAUCAAGGGUCCGUGGACGCGGGACGAGGAUGACAAGGUUAUUAAGCUUGUUCGCACUUUCGGGCCCAAGAAAUGGACACUAAUUGCACGAUAUCUGAACGGACGAAUUGGGAAACAGUGUCGCGAGAGAUGGCACAACCACCUCAAUCCGAAUAUCAAGAAGACGGCCUGGACCGAGAGGGAGGACGAGAUCAUCUACCAGGCUCACCUGGAGCUGGGCAACCAGUGGGCAAAGAUUGCCAAACGUCUGCCCGGACGCACCGAUAACGCCAUUAAAAACCAUUGGAACUCAACAAUGCGUCGCAAAUAUGAUGUCGAACGCAGGUCGGUUAAUGCAUCUGGUAGCGAUUUGAAGAGUUCGCGAACCCAUCUCAUCACGCUGAUCAAGUCCGGUGGCAUCAGCAAGUGUAUGAAUAAUAUGCAACAUAACAAGGAAUCUGGUGGCGAGGGAGCUAUUAAAUCCGAAAACGCCGAUGGCGCUUCGGUUACUGGCGUGAAAGGUGGUGAUCUGGCACAGGAAUCACAAGACGAUCAUCAAAAGGGAUCCAAUCUGGCCCACCUCAGUAUGCAGCAUCUCAUGAAGUUGACCAUGCCGCGCCAAACACCGAUCAUAUUGAAGCGUACACGCAAACACAUUCCCGAAACUCACCAUCAGGCAGGAUGUUCAUCAAGUGGGACACUCAACCAGGAAGAAGCCGCCGGAAUCGCCAGGCCGCGACCACCGAGUUCGCCCGUCAUAUCGCCCAUUAAGUCGCUACCCUUUUCACCGAGUCACUUCCUCAAGUCGCCAUGCCUGACCACCUUUGAAGAUAUGGAUCUGCGGGCUAGCACGCCGGUAGCCAAGGUCUAUAAUCGCGUUGGAAUGGAGAUCAAGAAGGAAAUGGAGACAUCGUCGAUAGAAACUCCACACAAGAGUCAACUUGGGCCACGAACACCAACGCCCUUCAAAAAGGCACUUGCUGCCAUUGGCAAGAAGAGGGACGGUCGUCGAUACGAGCCAUCCAGCCCAUCCAGUCUGGUGGAGGAUCUGGCCGAAAUCAUCCAUGAAGAGCAUCUGAGCAACUCGCUGACCGCAAACAAUUCCAAAAUGAUGGGCGCCGCCGAUCAGAACUCAACGCUAAACACCGAGUACAAUGCUCAGUCGCCGCCGCAUAUGAAACGUGCCAGGAAGUCAUUGCUAUCAACUUGGAGCUCCAAUCAUCCAUACAACUCUGGCUCCGCCAAAAGGAUUCAGCCCUUCGAAACCGAGACGCCCAGCAAGUUUCUCACAUCGCCGGGCGAUAUUUUGAAGGACACGCUGUGCAGCGAACAGGACCUGCCGUUCGACGAGGGCAGAAAGGAGAAUCGACCAUUCCAUAAUCGCAGAAACUACAAGUACCGCGGUGGCUUGACCUACGAUCAUGUCAUUGAUCCCAAGUGGGCACGCGUCGCUUGUGGCAAGUCCAUAGAUCAAAUGUUUAUGGAGGAGCAGGCUUAUGCGUGCCUCAAAAAUCUAUCCUGUAUUUCGCGCUCCCUGAACUUCGAGAAACAAAAGAGUUUGGGGAACCCGUUCGACCGCUUUGGUUCGCUCUAAAUUCUAUGUGUCUAUAUUAAGGUAUUACAAACAAAAUUAUAUGAGCAUCAUCUUUAUCAAAUUGUAGAUAUGAAUCCCCAAAUUUGCAUCCAAACUGGAUUGUUUUUAAAAUUAAAUUUAUUGUGCUACAUAUUAUUGGUUAAAUCCACCUUAAAUUGUAUCCCAUUUUUUUCGGAUAUUUCAUAAAUAAAUGCUUAAAGUAAA
This is a messenger RNA of Drosophila simulans, 2178 nucleotides long. It is a transcript of the gene Myb, whose product is annotated as myb protein. The record is from RefSeq and is a predicted model, not a curated record. Gene Ontology annotation, cellular component: nucleus. Lineage: Eukaryota; Metazoa; Arthropoda; Insecta; Diptera; Drosophilidae. The transcript has 2 exons. Gene Ontology annotation, biological process: regulation of DNA-templated transcription. The coding region runs from base 1 to 1974 and encodes 657 amino acids. Gene Ontology annotation, molecular function: RNA polymerase II cis-regulatory region sequence-specific DNA binding; DNA-binding transcription factor activity, RNA polymerase II-specific.